AUGGCAUUAGAGCGCCCUUCAUCAGCAAUCAUCGACCAUCUCAAACAGCUUUAUUCUGCCUAUCGCCAUACCAGUGACAUAAGCUCGAAAGGCGACUUCUUUUCUUCUACCUGCCUCCAAAUAUGCCGGCCACAGCCAUCAUUUGCAGCUCGUGAUAGAGAGACCAUUGUGCGAUAUCUCCGCGAGGCAUCAGGCCAAGAUGCUGACACCCCAUCAUCGACAACUGAAGCAAUAAAUGAGCCGUCAAAAAAGAGCUAUUACACGAUCCGGCCCAUACAAGAGGAGGAGUUCGAGUUUGGCACUGAUGAUCAGGUUAAGCCAGCUGGAUUUGCGACAGCAGACGAUAUCAAGCAAAAAGCAAGAAUCGAGGGAUGGGUAGGCAUGAGAGUCGACUUGUGGGAUGAAGAGGGGAAAGAUGGAAGCGAGGGGCGCCUGAUCAAAGUUCAGUACUGGUGGAGGAAAGAGGAACAAGGAUGGAUACAGAUUUGCCAUGAUAUUAUGUACAUAGGGCCAAGAGAUGGGACCGAAGGCAGCCAAGGCGAGCGGCUUGAGUGA
This is a messenger RNA of Trichoderma gamsii, 555 nucleotides long. RefSeq lists its product as hypothetical. Bases 1 to 555 code for a protein of 184 amino acids. Lineage: Eukaryota; Fungi; Ascomycota; Sordariomycetes; Hypocreales; Hypocreaceae. The transcript has a single exon. The record is from RefSeq and is a predicted model, not a curated record.